CUUAUAUUUCUCAAAAUUCAAUGUUUUUUCCAUCCUUAAUCCACACAACCUAAGUAAAGUAGUCAUUAUUCUUCUAUUAUAUAUUUAGGGACCCAAAUCUAACUUUGUUAACCAAACGUGCUUUCUACCAACUUUAAAGGAAUUCAAAGAUUUUACAAACUAUAUGCCUAUUUCAACAUUCAUCUUACUAUAUAAAAAAUAAGAUCAAAUUAAGGCUCCAUAUCUAACUUCACCUUCCAUUGUUCUAAUAUCUAAUAACCCUCCCACAAAGCUUAUGAGAAAUUAAAUUAAAUGCACCUCACAUUGUUCCUUAUUAUUUUGUUCCUUUCCUUUAGUGUGUGCACUUCUCGCACUCUUGUAGCUGUUGAAGAUCCAUCUAGCACUCAGAUCAACAUUUCUGAAAAGGUGUCAAAGAAUGGGGAAAAAGAACCUUUGACAUCAAAUGGAGCAACAAAAACAGAAGACAUUAAGGUCAAGAACAAUAUUCGACACUUGAAGCAAGAGAAUGCAAGUCAUGUUCCAAAAAAUUCAGGUGUUUCAGUUUAUUGGUCAGUGCCUCAUAGUAAACAGGGUAAAAAUCCAGGAUUUUACUCGGAUUAUUCUAGACCGAAGACACGACCUCCCUCACACAAUUAAUUGAUCUUUUCCGUAUCUUUCUUAUCUACCAUUUUUCUUCCUCUGAAGCUCGAUAUCAGGUUUAAAGACUUAUGAGUUUGGAGGGCUAAUUUCACCGUUCACUAACUAGAGGUUAAUCCAAUUGAAGUCAAAGAAAAGUCAAAUGAUCCAUCUUAUUAUCUAAAUAAGAGCACACUUUGAUGUGUCUCAAGUCUAAACCAUCCAAGAAACCUGGGGUUAAUAUCUAUCAAUUAACAUCUUGAAUCCUCUUAGAUUGUUGUAUAUCUUUAGUUGAUAAUUAGCUCAAAACGGAAAUCUUGA
Molecule: messenger RNA, 936 nt
Organism: Trifolium pratense (red clover)
Lineage: Eukaryota; Viridiplantae; Streptophyta; Magnoliopsida; Fabales; Fabaceae
Exons: 2
Coding region: 292-636 (114 amino acids)
Source: RefSeq, a predicted model, not a curated record